Molecule: messenger RNA, 570 nt
Organism: Diaporthe citri
Lineage: Eukaryota; Fungi; Ascomycota; Sordariomycetes; Diaporthales; Diaporthaceae
Exons: 4
Coding region: 1-570 (189 amino acids)
Source: RefSeq, a predicted model, not a curated record
AUGGACGUCCAACCCAACACCGACAACCUCGCCCCUGUCCAUCGCCGCCAGCAAAUCGUCCUCGUUGAUGAGCCCGCCCCUGGCGACAUUCACGAUCCUGAUCUUCCUGUCUUUGAUCAAACUAAGCGCCGCGGCGGAGAUCAGAUGCUUGGUGUCGUCAGUCAGCGGGCACGCCAGGCAGAUGCAGUCCACAACCUCGAGGAGGCUCCGUGCCGCCCCAUAUCCCAUUCAAUAUUCGCGAUCGAGGAGUUGCGGGCGGAGGGAAAGCUCAACAAGGCAGGUGGUGACAUCAGCUUCCUGUUCAUCGUAGGCGAGGAGAAAGGAGGUCCGGGCAUGCUUGCUGCCAACCUCAUGGGCCUGGAGUGGGAAGCUGGCAUCUUUGGCGAGCCGACGGACGGCAAGCUCGCCAAGGGGCACAAGUGGCAUGUCGUUUUCGAAGUUGUUGCCAAAGGCAUAUCCUGUCACUCUGGCUAUCCACAUCUCGGAAAGAAUGCAACAGUGGCGCUACUGCAUAGGGUGGAGAAGGAUACAAUAUUGUGGCGCCAUCUGCAAAAGCGCUUUGUGGCGUAA